Macrobrachium nipponense is the source of this 2346-nucleotide messenger RNA. RefSeq lists its product as uncharacterized. Gene Ontology annotation, molecular function: DNA binding. The transcript is spliced from 2 exons. The coding region runs from base 1 to 2346 and encodes 781 amino acids. Lineage: Eukaryota; Metazoa; Arthropoda; Malacostraca; Decapoda; Palaemonidae. The record is from RefSeq and is a predicted model, not a curated record.
AUGUCUGGAGGACCUUCACAAGACUUUGACCCUGGCAAGUUCUCUGGGACUGUUAGUGAACUUAGAAAAAUCUCAGUUAAUCCCCAGCCAAGAUCGGAUUUAUCUGGGGAUUCGGAUGAUUUCUCCGGAUUUUCAGGCGUAUCCCUCUCCAGAAAGGAUAACUCGAUGUUCCGAGAAGGUCGCAACCUUUCUAGAGAAAGAUGUAUGCACAGCGAGGGAGUGGAUGAGUCUGUUGGGGACGCUCUCCUCGCUGGAGCAAUUCGUUUCUCUAGGAAGGUUGCACCUGAGACCAUUCCAGUUCUUUUUAAACCAGAACUGGAACCGCCUGUCUCAAGAUCUAGAGUUCCCCUUCAAGAUCUCGAAGGAGAUAAAGAAGGAUCUUCUCUGGUGGGCAGACCCUCUUCGCUUCCUGGAAGGUCUAUCACUGCACAUGCCGAACCCCAACCUAGUGUUGUUUGCCGACGCAUCGGACACAGGUUGGGGAGCGACGCUCGGUUCAAGGGAAGUGUCAGGCACCUAGGAGGGGGAACAGGUGUCCUGGCACAUCAACAAAAAGGAGUUGAUGGUGGUUUGGCUAGCCCUAAAAGCCUUCGAGUACCUCGUCCGGGAUGCAGCGGUUCAGAUCAACUCGGACAACACCACAGCCCUGGCAUACAUCAGGAAGCAAGGGGGGACGCACUCCUUCUCCCUGUACGAAACAGCAUGGAAACUUCUACUGUGGUCGAAGGAAAGGAGGAUAAGACUCCUCACCAGAUUCGUGCAGGGAGAAAGGAACGUCAGGGCCGACCUUCUGAGCAGGAAAAACCAAGUCCUUCCCUCAGAGUGGACUCUUCACUCGGACGUGUGCCAGGAGCUGUGGAAGACGUGGGGCAGACCUCACUUGGAUCUAUUCGCGACCUCCAAGAACGCAAGGAUAGACCUCUAGUGCUCCCCGAUAUCAGACCCGAUAGCAGUAGCGAUAGAUGCUUUUCUGCUAGACUGGAAGCAUCUAGACCUUUAUGCGUUCCCUCCCUUCAAGAUUCUGGGAGAAACACUAAGAAAGUUUGCAGCAUCGGAAGGGGCAAGAAUGACAUUGAUAGCUCAGUUCUGGCCCGCCCAAGACUGGUUCACAGAGGUACUGGAAUGGUUAGUAGACAUUCCAAGAUCCCUGCCACUAAGAGUCGAUCUGCUCAAACAGCCCCACUUCGACAGGUAUCACAAGAACCUCCCCGCUCUCAAUCUGACUGGACUCAGACUGUCAAGAGUCUCGUCAGAGCGAAGGGUUUUUCGGCAAAGACUGCAAGGGCUAUUGCCACUGCAAGAAGACCUUCUACCAUCAGGGUCUACCAGUUGAAGUGGGAUGUCUUUCGACGUUGGUGCAGGAAUCAGAAGCUUUCCUCCUCCAGUACCUCUGUGACCCAAAUAGCAGACUUCCUCUUUUUCCCGAGGGAAAAAUGUGGUCUGGCGGUCUCAACCAUAAAGGGUUAUAGAAGCAUGCUAGCCUCAGUGUUCAGGCACAGGGCAUUGAACAUCUCGGAAGAUAAAGAUCUCCAUGACCUGAUAAGAUCUUUUGAGACAACUAAGAAAGUCUCUAAUUUAACCCCAAGCUGGAAUCUCGAUGUAGUCUUGCUUUUCCUGAGGUCAUCAAGAUUUGAACCACCUCAAUCAGCCUCAUUUAGAGACCUAACGAUGAAGUCCCUGUUUCUUAUGGCUUUGGCUUUGGCUAAGAGAGUAAGUGAGUUGCAAGCCUUAGAAGGAAGUGUAGGAUUCAAAGGAGACUCCGUGAUUUGUUCCUUCCUUCCUUCUUUCUUAGCCAAGAACGAAAACCCCUCCACUCCUUGGCCCAGGAGUUUUGAGGUAAAAGGCUUAUCCUCCCUCGUUGGAGUAGAAACAGAGAGGACUCUUUGCCCUAUAAGAAGCCUUAAGUUUUAUCUCCAUAGAAAGAAAAAACUUAAGGGCAAUAUGGACAACCUCUGGUGUUCUGUAAGAGAUCCCAAUAGGCCUUUGUCAAAAAAUGCUCUGGCAUUCUUUAUUAGGAACUUAAUAAAGGAAGCUCAUGUGGCAUGCGAUCAAGACCAUUAUAAGCUCCUGAAAGUCAAGGCUCAUGAAGUGAAGGCCAUUGCCAGGUUGUUGGCUUUCAAGAAGAAGAUGUCGCUACAGAAUCUCAUGAAAGCGACUCUUUGGAGAUGCAACUCAGUCUUCGCCAACUACUACCUUAGAGACGUGAAGAUUACAGAAGACAAAAUUCUGGAUGGAAUCAGACCACUCUGUUCUAGUGGCCAUCAGUCAGGGGAAUUGGGUCAUCUCCCUGGAUAUGCAAGACGCACAUUUCCGUGUGCCAACCUCCGUCUUCAAGGAAAUUUCUGA